CAACUGAACCCCGCCCUACCAACCAACCAACUCACACGUUAUCCAUCCAUCCAUCCCACUCCACAAACAUCACACCCCGAGCAAGCACGUGUGACGGAGCCAUGAAGGUCAGAAUAAGGAAAUGGAACGCGGUAGCCAGCUGGCGUUGGGAUGUCCCUGAAGAUGACGUCUGCGGAAUCUGUCGCGUCCAGUUCGACGGAACAUGUCCGAAUUGCCGAUUUCCCGGAGACGAUUGUCCACUACUGGUCGGGAAAUGCGGACAUUCAUUUCACUUGCACUGCGUAAACGACUGGAUCCAGACGGAAAGCUCGAGAGGCCUCUGUCCCAUGUGCCGGCAGAAAUUUGAAUUCGUCGCCGAGUAAUGGCUACAUAAGAUGAGCGUAUAAGGGUUGAUUGAGUCGUGCCAAAUCAAGCCAAGUGAGGUCAGGCCGGGGGGGGGAGGCGUUCUGGUCAGAUCAUUCGGAGUGAAAACUCGCUAGGGUUCAUGUGGUUAUGCCAUCAAGUUCUUUUAAUCCUCAGCAUUCGCCAAGCCAGUUCAAAAUCGUAUCAUACCUGUACUCGUACUAUCGUGCCGGUAUUCGCGUCGCGUCACGCACCGUGGAGGAACACGUGAUCUGAGCCUCAACCUCACUCCAGCAACGAGUAACCUCAAAUGUCCGAACCCCUCCAACUUAAGGCAAGGCUAUCAUACAAUACCGUACCUUCCGUCAUCAUACCUCAACGUCCACCGCCACAACUACCCAACCUUCACAGAAUACAAUACCGGUACAAUACACACGACCACGAGAAGCACAACAAAAACUAAAGAGAAACCACAACCCCCAAAAAAAAACCCAAAAA
Tuber melanosporum (Perigord truffle) is the source of this 840-nucleotide messenger RNA. RefSeq lists its product as uncharacterized. Gene Ontology annotation, cellular component: nucleus; anaphase-promoting complex. Lineage: Eukaryota; Fungi; Ascomycota; Pezizomycetes; Pezizales; Tuberaceae. The transcript is spliced from 4 exons. Bases 102 to 362 code for a protein of 86 amino acids. The record is from RefSeq and is a predicted model, not a curated record. Gene Ontology annotation, molecular function: ubiquitin protein ligase activity; cullin family protein binding; zinc ion binding. Gene Ontology annotation, biological process: anaphase-promoting complex-dependent catabolic process; positive regulation of mitotic metaphase/anaphase transition; protein ubiquitination.